ACUCGCGCACCGCGUCAUAUUACACUCAUCCAGAGUUUUAGCCACUCACUCUCUCUUAUAAAAGAACUCAUAAAGUCAGUGUUAAGCUCACAACACAAAGAGCCUUUUCACUACUCCAUAUUUGAACACUUCCUUAUUUAGCGUAACAUCUUUCUUUAUAAAUGGAUCAAUUCUUCUCCUUGUCGGACCAGACUCUUUCUCAGUAUCCAUCUUCUAGCUCACUUCAACUUCCGGAAUCCUCAUUUCCCACUGAUAUCACAGGCAAUAGUUUUGUUAGUGAGAACGGGAAAGGCAUUGAUUCUGAUGACUUGCAAGCUCAUGAUUCGUAUGAAGUGUUGUUGGCUUCGAGUACUCCUAAGAAACCCUCUGGAAGGAAGAUAUUUCAGGAGACGCGCCACCCGGUCUACAGAGGAAUAAGGCGUAGGAAGUCAGGCAAGUGGGUUUGUGAGGUUAGAGAGCCUGUCAAUAACUCUCGAAUUUGGUUAGGAACUUAUCCCACUGCUGAAAUGGCGGCACGGGCUAAUGACGUUGCAGCCAUUGCACUCAGAGGCCGAAAUGCCUGCCUUAAUUUCGCUGAUUCUGUGUGGAGGUUGCCUGUUCCGGCUUCUCCUGAUGUCGUUGACAUUCAGAAAGCGGCUUCCAAGGCAGCCGAGGCCUUUAGGCCCCCGGAAACUGAUAAUGCAGCGGGCUCAAGUACUCAGGAAAGCUCAAUAGAAUUGCAAGAGAAUGAGGUGUUGUAUAUGGAUGAAGAGGUGGAAUUUGGAAUGCCUGAAUUCAUUAAUAACAUGGCACAAGGAAUGAUGCUUUCUCCCCCUAAAUAUGGGCAGAUGGAGGGGUGUUAUGGGGAUGAUGACAUGGAAGACCUAUCUUUAUGGAGUUAUUGAUUUCAGUGCACGAUUCUAAGACUAGGGUACUACAGUACUCGUACUAGAUUGGACGUGCCCAAGUGACAACUUUGUCUAUGUUCACUUCUUUUUUCAUAAAUUCGCCGUAUAAAAGCCUGUUUUGUUAUAGUGGGUCGAGAUACACCUCUUGGCGAGACUGCAAAGUAAUGCCCAGGCACUUCCGGCAUACAAUUUGGAGUUUCGGUAAAAAAAAAAAGAGAACGUGGAUCCGGAAUAUGUGUCUGUUCUGUUUGCGUACCUCUCUUUAUAUUUUGGUUGUACCUCAAUUCGAUCACUCCAGUGUGUUGAUGUGGGUGGUAACAACUUGUUCUGUUGCAACCUAUAGCUGAAGGGUCAGCUGUCAUUUUACACUCCAUGAGUGGUGACGACUUGUACUCUGUUGCAGCCCAUAGCUUGUGAAGCGAUCCUUUUAGGCUGUCCUCAUAAUUUGUACCAAUCCCUUAUGUUGUGUGAUAAUAGGGGUUGUACAUUUUUAAGUUUUUGGUGUCUGGGGAGAGUGACUUGAUAUUGGCUCUUUCCAAUUUUCAGUUCGUUUCUUCGUUUCCAGUGCUUGAUGGUUUUUUUUGGAGCCUUGAUGUCUUCUGGGCUAAUACCUUCAAGAUUUGAUAUGGCCUUUCGUACCCUUCUCCAUAUAGCUCAAAUGGACAUUCAUUUGAGUUCUCCACAUGCAUAUUGUGAACUCCGUCAAUGUAUCAUCACCGCAGACAUCUCCUCAUAAUCACUUUCGGAUAA
Messenger RNA from Daucus carota subsp. sativus, 1637 nucleotides. Its product is annotated as dehydration-responsive element-binding protein 1B. NCBI's taxonomy places the organism in Eukaryota, Viridiplantae, Streptophyta, Magnoliopsida, Apiales, Apiaceae. The transcript has a single exon. Gene Ontology annotation, molecular function: DNA-binding transcription factor activity; DNA binding. The record is from RefSeq and is a predicted model, not a curated record. Gene Ontology annotation, biological process: regulation of DNA-templated transcription. Bases 162 to 884 code for a protein of 240 amino acids.